Achroia grisella is the source of this 5293-nucleotide messenger RNA. It is a transcript of the gene Dp1, whose product is annotated as vigilin. Bases 177 to 3953 code for a protein of 1258 amino acids. Gene Ontology annotation, cellular component: cytoplasm; nucleus. The record is from RefSeq and is a predicted model, not a curated record. Lineage: Eukaryota; Metazoa; Arthropoda; Insecta; Lepidoptera; Pyralidae. Gene Ontology annotation, molecular function: mRNA binding. The transcript is spliced from 17 exons.
AUCUACAAUUUUGAUAAUCUAUACCAUACUGUCUUUCUCCUCGCGAGUUCGUCACCGCAUUUGGAGAAAGAAUCUUUGAUCCUGGCGUCAAAGGGAUAAACUUUCAGAUUGAUUUGCUACAGUACUUACGUACUGUAACGACUUGGCGCGGACAAGGACUGCUGGAGGAGGCAAAAAUGAUGCAUCAGCAAUCCAUGAUGGUUGGAGAUAUGUUACCCGUUCAUUCUGAGAUACCUGUGCAUGGGGAGGAGAUGAAUAAUGUUGGGUAUGAGAACAGUGGACCCGGUUAUGCUUAUGAUGACCUGUUCCCUGCUCUGCCUAAUUCUCAGCCUCCCGUGCAGCGUAACAUUCAAUUGGUCACUAAUAAACUACGUGUUGGCUCUUCAUUGCAUACGCAGGUAUUUCAUGUGCCAUACGAAGAAAGGAAAUUGGAUAACGCUAAUACAUUUGGUGAGGGAGAGUCAUUGAGAACCUGCCAAGCUAUAACGAAGGAUACUGGAGCACAUAUCGAAAUAUCAACCAGCAAGGAUGGCAGUCUUACUUUUCUCAUCACUGGAAAGCAUAGUGCUGUCCUUGAAGCAAGGCGUAAAAUUUUGACUCACUUCCAGCAACAGGCUAGCAAGCAAAUUUCAAUUCCGAAAGAACACCAUCGUUGGAUAUUGGGUAAACAAGGCCAAAAGCUGAAAGAACUUGAGAAAGUAACAGCAACUAAGAUCAGUGUGCCAGCAAUUGCCGAUAACAGUGAGACAAUAACUAUAACUGGCACUAAGGAAGGAAUUGAAAAAGCUGAACAUGAAAUCAGAGUCUGCUCAGAAGAACAAUCACGUAAAGCUCUGGAGCGUAUAACGGUGCCAAAAAUCUAUCACCCAUUCAUUCAAGGACCAUAUGGUGAGCGUGCGGCGGCUAUGAGCGCGGAGACCGGCGCCCGCAUACAUAUACCGCCUGCGUCCACUCAAAGUGAUGAAAUUGUGAUUGCUGGCGAGAAAAAUGGAGUAUUGGCUGCUAAAGCACAAAUUGAACAAAUUCAUGAUGAUAUGGUAAAAAAAUGUUCGACAGUACGAGUAGAGGUGCCUAAAUCUCAACAUAAAUAUGUAAUUGGUGCUCGUGGAACUACCAUACAGGAGAUACUAAAGGAAACUGGUGUAUCGGUUGAAAUGCCGCCACCUGAUUCGCCUACUGGAACCAUUACUCUUCAUGGACCCCACAAUAAAAUUGGCCUUGCUCUAUCCAAAGUAUGUGAAAAAGCGAACUCUGUGAAAACCGCAACUGUAGAUGCUCCAACAUGGAUUCAUAAAUACAUAAUUGGAAAGAAUGGUUCAAAUAUUAAAAAGAUUACCCAGGAUUAUUCUAAGGUGCAUGUUGACAUUACUCAUUCCGAAGAUAAAGUUAAAAUAGAUGGUCCCCCAGAAGAAGUAGAACGUGCACAAGUGGAACUUAGUGACUUUGUAAAAAAUUUGCUUGACACUCUGACAUAUGUUGAACUCUCAGUGGACCCUAAAUUUUUCAAACACAUUAUAGGCAAAAGCGGAUCGAACAUUAACAGACUGAAGGAUGAGACUGGCGUAGUUAUUAAUAUUAUCGAAAAUGAAGGCAAUCACGUAAUUCGUAUUGAAGGAAGUCAUCAGGGUGUGGCUGAUGCUGAAAAAGAAUUGAGAGAAAUGGUUAUGAAAUUAGAAAAUGAGAGGACAAAAGAGGUUUACGUUGAUCACAGAUACAUUAAAUCUCUUAUUGGGGUUAGAGGAGAUAAGAUUAAAGAAAUACGCGAAAAGUUCGAUAGAGUGUUGAUUACUCUCCCUGAUCAAGGUCAAAAAAGAAGUCCUAUUAAAUUAAGAGGCCCUCAAGAAGAUAUUGAAAAAUGUGAAAAAUAUCUCCACAAAAUUCUAAAAGAGAUUGCUGAAUCUUCGUAUGUUCAGGAAGUUCCAAUUUUCAAACAGUUUCACAAGUUUAUCAUUGGUAAAGGUGGAGCAAAUCUAAGGAAAAUUCGGGAUGAGACUCAGACACAAAUAGAUCUUCCUGCUGAAGGCGAUGACAGUGAUGUUAUUACUGUUCGUGGAAAGCGUGAAAAUGUUGAAGAAGCAGUUAAAAAAAUACAACAAAUUCACAAUGAGAAGGCGAACAUAGUAACUGAAGAAGUAACCAUACAGCCUAAAUACUACAAUUCACUUAUUGGAGCAGGAGGCAAAUUAAUUCAUUCCAUAAUGGAGGAAUGUGGAGGAGUUCUUAUAAAGUUCCCACCUGCUGAUAGUGAAAGUGACAAAGUUAUUAUCAAAGGCCCGAUUGAAGAUGUUGAGAAGGCAAAGCAACAGCUAUUGGCGCAUGCAUCUGAACGUGAACUCACCUCUCAUACGGCACAUGUCCGUGCUAAACCUGAACAUCAUAAGUUCCUUAUUGGAAAGAAUGGUGCCAAUAUUAAGAAAAUUCGUGAGCAGACUGGAGCUCGUAUUAUCUUCCCAACUGAGAAAGAUGAGGACAAGGAAGCCAUUUUCAUAAUUGGACGGGAGGAACAGGUGGUAGCUGCGCGUAAACAACUGGAGGCUGCGGUGGCGGAGAUCAGCAACGUGUCGGAGGGUGAGAUGACGGUGGCGGCACGACACCACCGGCACUUUGUUGCACGUCGUGGAGAAGUGCUACGACGCAUCGCAGAUGACUGUGGCGGUGUGCAGAUCUCAUUCCCGAGACAGGGCGUUAAUAGCGAUCGCGUCGUACUCAAGGGACCCAAAGAAUGCAUCGAGGCCGCUAAAGCUCGCAUCAACGAAAUUAUAGAAGAUUUGGAAGCUAAGGUGACAAUUGAAUGCGUAAUUUCUCAAAGACAUCACCGUACAGUUAUGGGAGCGCGGGGCGCUAAGGUGAAAGACAUAACAGCAGAAUACGAUGUGCAAAUCAAGUUCCCAGAGCGUGAUACAAGUGAAGCCGCGGAUGUACCUCAGAAGAACGGCGAGGAGAAUGCUGAGCCUGGUUCUAACGAUAUUAUCAGAAUUACUGGUCGGCCAGAAAAUUGCGAAGCCGCAAAGAAAGCUUUACUCGAACAGGUGCCUGUUACUAUCGACGUAGAAGUUCCAAAUGAUCUGCACCGGUUACUAGCAGGUCAAAAGAGAAGAGAACUAAUGCAGACAUAUGAUGUUCAUAUUCUGUUACCACGAAGUGAAGAGAACAGUGACUUGGUGAAGGUGACCGGUACACCCACUAAUGUGGAGAAAGCUGAGCAAGCAAUAGCCGACAAAAUUGUAGAAAUGGAGAAAGAAAAAGAAGACAGAAUUUUGAGAUCAUUUGAACUGAAGUUCAGAGUACACCCUGAAUAUCAUCCUCUGGUGAUCGGUAAAGGAGGUGCUGUCAUAACGAAGAUUCGGACUGAUUAUGGAGUACAAAUAAACCUUCCAAAACGCGGCGAACCUGAGGAGGAUAUUAUUACAAUUCAGGGAUAUGAGGACAAGGCUAUAGAAGCAAAGGAAGCUAUUAUGGCUAUUGUUCACCAACUUGAUAACCAGUGCAGAGAGGAAGUUGAGAUUGAUCCACGUGUUCACCGAAGAUUAAUAGGUCAAAAAGGGAAGAAUAUUAGACGCAUCAUGGAGGAAUACAGGGUCGAUAUUCGAUUCCCGAAAAAUUCUGAGGACAGUAUUGUUGUUAUCACUGGUGACGAGGAUAGAGUAUUGGAUGCUAAAGACCACCUCCUUAAUUUGGCAGAAGAAUAUUUACAAGAUGUGGUAGAUCGUUACCAACGACCGGCGGCCCCUUCCUUGGGCGACUUCGGCGACAUGCUGGGAUCGGAAAGCGGUUCGGCGCAGGCAGCCGGCGCUGCCGGCGGAGCGGCCGCCGGGUUCGUCGUGACUGGUGGGCCGUGGGAACAGCGCGCCCCGGACACCGCGUCCACUCACGAGUUCCCCACGAUGCCGGGCUCCGGCCGCACGACAGCCGCUCCCCAGCCAUCCCCGGCCGCGUGGGGCCCACGUCGCUAAACACUUCCGGGAACUCCGCAUUGUAAAACAUCGCUCUGUGUGAUUAUAAUUAUGCAAACAUAAUAAUGGUAUAUAGGUACAUUAUACAUAUUGUUAACGUAGGUGGUUAGAACUAUCUCAAAUUUUGUGAUUUCCAGAUGGUUGUAAUUUAUUCUUUGUUCAUCGUUCUCGUAAUUUGUACUGAUCAUACACUGAUGAAAAUGAUAAACAGUAAAUCACAAUUGCCUCAAAAUUACAAUAUUUGAGCCAUAGUCUACCGCCUACGAUAUACAUGUACUUUUAAUAAAUCGCGCGUAAUGUAGAAGUGGAUUCUAUUAUCAAUCGAUAUAGUUAGUAUCGAUUGCGAUCGAGCGGCCUAUUAUUUCUGCGCCAUUCUUGUUAUGUGAUUUCAUUUUUAUUAUUGUUAUCAAUUUCUGCUAUUCCUUUUCUAUUAUCAUGUGUAUUCUAAUACAACUUUUGUUUCUAGAACAGAUUCUGAAGUUACUUUUAAUUGUCUCAUAUUUAUUAUACAUUUCCAUUUAUUAAGUUAAAUUAAUUAUUUGUUCUGUCAAUAGUAAUUUAGAAUGAUGUAAUAAUAUUAGAUUUUUAACACUAAAUUGUGUAAUAUAGGGAAUCUUAUUGUCAUGUUAAAAAUUCCUAAAAAUAAAAUUAUAAAAAUGUAUUUGAUAUUUUGCACGGCAUAAUAUCAAAUACAUUUUUGUUUACAUCUUUGUAUGAAGCAUGGAUGUAGUUCGAGAAAAACACAGCGAUCAGAAUUCGGAACUAUCCUCUCGCUAUAGAUAUUGUAUGUCCUCAUAGUUACUAGUAUCGUUUGGUACUUCUUUGCAUAAUAUGAUUAAAGUUUAAUUAUAUUACAAAUAAUUGCUCUCCUAAACUCAUUCAUAUUAGUGUUAUCUAUUGUUCUGUAUGAAGUAGAUAAUCGAAAUUCAGAAUCGAUCCCAAUAUUACGCAAUAUGGUGCCAGCUCAAUUGCUUAAAGCAAUCAAACAUGAAUAAAAAAUGCCAUUUAUUAGAAUAAUAAUGACUCAUUUUUAUUUAUAUUUACAUUUAUGCAGUAAAACAAGUCGUAAUUAUGUUUCUAUGUACUUAUAUUAUAAUUUAAUGAAUUGUCUAUUUUAUAUAACAAUUUGCAUUAUUAUUUUCUGUACUAUGGUUUUAAGUGUUGCCUAUGAUAAUAAAUCAGUAAAUGAUAAGAAAAAAAUAAAUAUUUUUACAAAGUAAUUUGUAUAUAGUAAACUGUGUUUGAAACAUUAAUAAAAUCUUUUACAUUACUAAAUAUAGUUUCUUUAAAAUACAUGUAUUUUAAAAUAUAUGCAUUACACACUAACUACAUAUACAGUA